AGAGUUCGGUAGAAAACGUCGUCGUUGUCGUUCGUUGCGGUGCGUUUCUGUGGAUGCGAAUUUUGUGUGCGAGUGCAGCAGUAAAAUUGGAAUAUUUUCAGUGCUUUUUCCGGGAGUGCGUUAAAAAGUUGUGAAUUUCGGAGGUGCUCUCCCAGAAUUGUUUGAUUUUGUGCGUGUGACAGGUGUGCGUUGUUCGAAUUUGCUGGCGAAACGAAGAAAAUGUGCCGCUUGCUCAGGUGAAAACCGUGAAAGAAAUCUGCUGGAAUUUUACGCUUUUUUUUUCUCCAUCCGACUCGUGAAAGGGAGCGACACAACGAGCGAAAAAAAAAAGAAAGAAGAAUCGAAAAGGCUUCCCUUUUGUGAGCCUGCUUGGAUUCUACUGGUAGAAAACAAAAGUAAACGAAGGAAUAUUUUAGUUUGACCAGCUAAAAAUUUGCUAAGGCGAUCAAUUCCCGGACCGUGUAAAACAUCCCGGGGAAACGACAGGACCAAACCUGAAACGAAAUAGGAUAUUUAUUCGACGUGUUGCAGAUUACGAUACGCUGACGAUACGCGAUGGUAUGCGGCGAACAGGAGGAAGCACUCUGUGUCAUCGUCGAUCCACGCCCGGACGCACAACAGCGAAAAUUUUGCAUUAAAGUACGAGCCCACCAUACGGUAGCCGACCUGUACAACUAUGUAGGAUCGCAAACCGUGUAUCCAGACUUUGAGCUUCUGUUUCCCCCAAAGGAUAACAGUACAAGCGAGCUUACUUUGCAUGAUAAGAAACAGAAAAAUAUUACAGAUGUAGGAAUUGAGCUUGGCAAAAGGACUACGGUGCAUAUCCAACCGAAAGUGGAGGAUUAUUCCAGUGCGGCUAUCACAGUUCAAACGGACAUGUCUUCCGAUGACGGUUUUGAUCUGGGCGCUUCGGCGAGCCCCGUUGAGUCCUCCAAUCACAACAUGCCUGCUCCUCCACCGCUGCCGGCGCCAGUUUUCUAUGACAUGAACCCUACCGAAUCCCAAUCGGUUACAACAUCACGGUUGCGACGCUAUGUCGACGACCAUGCACAGUCUUCGUCCAACAACUAUCGGGGUCUAGUGAAUCAGGCUAUGACCUGUUAUCUUAACAGUUUGCUGCAAGCACUCUUCAUGACCCCAGAGUUCCGGAAUGCUCUAUACAAAUGGGAAUUCGAUGGAAAAGAUGAAGCGAAAUCGAUUCCCUAUCAAUUACAGAAGUUGUUCGUUAACCUGCAGACUUCGCCUAAAUCAUCGGUGGAAACGACUGAUCUGACGCGUAGUUUCGGCUGGGAUUCGGCUGAAGGAUGGCAGCAGCAUGAUAUCCAAGAAUUAUGUCGUGUGAUGUUCGAUGCAUUGGAGCAAAAGUUUAAAAACACCAAACAGGCGGAUUUGAUCAAUCGCUUAUACGAGGGUAAAAUGAUCGAUUACGUCAAAUGUCUAGAUUGUAAUACCGAAAAGCAACGGGAAGACAAGUUCCUCGAUAUCCCGCUACCGGUUCGGCCCUUCGGCAGCACAGUGGCCUAUGAGAACAUUGAAGAUGCCUUGAGGGCCUUCGUUCAACCGGAGAUCCUAGAUGGAAACAAUCAAUACCAUUGUGAAACCUGCAAUAAAAAAUGCGAUGCCCAUAAGGGGCUCAAGUUUACCAAAUUCCCGUACAUUUUGACGUUGCAUUUGAAACGGUUCGACUUUGAUUACCAGACGUUCCAUCGAAUCAAACUUAAUGAUAAAGUCACGUUCCCACAGACGUUGAAUUUGAACAACUUCGUCAACAGUACAACAGUAGGUGUCGAUAAAUGCACGGCGACUGCAACUGAUUCCACUGCAAGCGUGAAUGGUGUUGGAUCGGUUCCGUCAGCAAUGCAGAUGGAAACAGCGGAGAAUUUCAUGAAGACCUACGACGAAUGCAGUACCACAGACAGUGGCUCGGCCCUCGAAGAGGAUUCAUCCUUCCAGAAUGGAACGUCCGUGUCAUCCACCACUACCACACCGAAUGAUCAGUUUAUGACACAGGAGGACGACGAGGGAAUUGACAUGGAGCUGAACGGCGACAGCAAAUCUCCAUCAGUAAGCAACUUCAACGCUCCCGGUCCGUACGUAUACGAACUGUUCGCCAUCAUGAUCCACUCGGGCAGUGCUUCCGGAGGUCAUUACUAUGCCUACAUCAAGGAUUUCAACAGCAGCAAGUGGUACUCGUUUAACGAUCAGACAGUUUCACCUAUUACGCAAGACGACAUUCAAAAAUCCUUUGGUGGAGGCACCUCGAAGGCAUACUACUCCGGAGCGUACAGCUCCAGUACCAACGCUUACAUGUUGAUGUACCGCCAGAUCGACUCGUCCAAAAAUACCUCGCCCAUUAAGGAGGAGGAGUUUCCAGAACACAUUAAGAAACUGGCAAUCAAAAUUCGCGAUUCCGAUGGCUGUCGCAGCAAAGUAGACAGCGAUGCGGUGACGGUGAAGGUGUACUUCGAUAACCCACGCACAAGAGCCAUCAAGAGCUACAAAAUGUACCUCCUCAAUGAUAGUACGUUGUCGGAGGCACUGGAGGAAGCUUACAGGGUGCUACAGGUGAAGGGUAUUGUUCCACUGGAGCGCUGCAGGUUAGUAGGAUACGAUCGCAACACGGAGUGGAUUGAAAAAAGCUUCGAAGGACAGGAGGAAGAGAGGAUUGAUGAGAUAAUGGGACAACUCAAAAGAUCCAGCGAGCUGUUGCUAGAGACACGCGAAGAGCACGAAGUAUUCGAACCAUACCUUCGGGACGGAUUGAUGACAAAGGUUUACCGUGUGGAUUUGGCCAACCGGGACGUCGACGGACCCUUUUCGGUUAGAAUGAGCAAAACUCAAACGGUGUUGGAUUUCAAGCAAAUUCUGGCACGCAAGUUUGGGUUGUAUGAGAAAACUCUGAUCCUGGCAUUAAACGAUUACAAAAAGGACAGCAAAAUUUUGUCCAACAACGAUGCCACCCUGAAGGAGGAAGACAUGAUUGAAUACUCGAAGGUAUUUGUAGCGGUCAACAACCCGGAUGAUACGGAGUUUUGCAACAAAUUCAAACAGUUUGUGUCCACGUUGGACCAUCUGAUUGGAAUCUACUUUGUUCUACCAAAUAUGGAACCAGACACUUUGAAAAAGUUGUCCAUUCCACCGUACGUUCCCAAAGUGCAUCCUCAAAUGAAUGGUAACGCAGCAGACGUGCAUAUGGCCAAUACGGACAGCAAUAGCGAGGACAGCAGCUUGAGUGACAACGACCGAACACUGGUGGAAGACGACGUUCACACGCAGUUGAAUGGCGACGUCAGCAAUUUGCAUUUCACCAACGGUAUUUCCACCAAUGGUUUCAAGGACACGGACGAUGACGACGAGGAGGAAUCGUAUCUGGCGGAGUGUAGGAACAAUGACUACUACUUCAAGGUGGCCCCCCUGGUGUGUUACACAACGAACAACGAAUCGGGAACCCAGGAAGAAACCGCCAGUAGUAGCAAUAGUGAUUAUGAAAAAGUGAUUAAAGUUCUGAUUGACAAACGUGCCAAUCAUGGAUACCUUAAGUAUAGACUGCAGUCGUAUUUGAAAGUACCAAUGGAGUAUUUCAAGUUAUUCAAAAACUCAACAGUGAAUCAGCAAGAGAUCACUCUACUCAAGGAGGAGCUAAAUGCAUACAAGGACGGAGAUCGUCUGACGAUUGAACUUGGCCGUGUUCUGCGUAAGGGUGAAUACAAGAUCAACCUGUACUACUUCAACGUGAACGAUGUUGUUGAUGACCUCGAUAAGUUACCGUUCCUGUGCAACUGGAUUGUUCGCAAUGGGCAACAAGUGGGUCAAGUCAAAAAGGAUGUUCUUGCCCAUCUGGCUACCUCCGACAGUAAAUAUAACAACCUGAAAUACGAGUGUUGCCGGCUACGGAGGAAAUGCUGGAAGAGCAUCUCCAAAGUGUACCUCGACGAAUACCAAAUUGGGGAAGACGUUACCUUAAAUAACAAUUCUGAUAUGAUCCUUCAAGAAGUGGAAGAUCUUCCCAGCGUCACACCCACACAUUACAACGAUGUAGUUCUCCUGAUUCGAAGGUGGCAUCCUAGCGAGAUGAAAUUAGGCAAAAUGCAGGAAAUAUUGUUCCCAAAUAAAUGUGAACUGAGGAACCUACUAUCCAAAAUCAGCGAUAUUCCUGAGGAAAACAUCGAGUACGUCAAACUGCAAACACGUGAUUCGAUCUCGGUUCUACAGAUCCACAACAGUUUACAGUGGACAUCGACGGCGAACCGUUUUGACGAUAGUAGUUUCCAAGACGGCAACGUCUUAUACUACAGAGAUUCAACCGAACCGCUGGCGGAACUGACGGCCGAGGAACGCAAAGAGUUGACCAAGAAAGACAUCCGCAACAGUUCGACGUAUUCGCCGCGGAAGGAGCGUGCGCUGAAGAUCUACGUCGAUGCAUCGCCGAAGAAAGCCGACGACUGAUUGCAGCUAACGACCGAGUGCAGCAGCGGUACCAAACGAAGAAAGUGUUGCAUCUGAUCGAAAGGGAGAAGUCGAAGUCUGAGCCAGUAAAAAUGCAGCGCCCCUCGCGUAUGUAGUGUAUCACUAAGAUCCAACUAGCUUUUCAGCAGGGCAAACAACGGAUACACAUUGACCCUAUGUUAAGAUGCGCCUGAUCUUGCACUGCAUGUUGAGUUUAUGUAAAAAGCAGAUAAAAUAUAAACCGUAAACGUGCCAUCUUCUGCGCACCUAGGGCGUGAUUCUGCGUACUUUUGAUAAGUCGCAAAAAGUUGAAACUUGUUGAUAAUUUGCAUAAAUGUUUUUUUUUUUGUGAAUGGAUGUCCUGUAAUAGUAGCAACAGGUGCAUGUAACAUGAAUAAAGAUUGUAAAGUUAAUCAUAUUUUGAUCAAUUUGCGCAGAAUUAUGGACUGGGCAGAAUUGGGGGCGCUCGCGGUUUUUCAAAAACUGUUGUAUCAUAGUUCCACUUCGAUGUACGGUUGGGGGAUAAGGGUCUCAACUACUAUCCAAUUCCUGGUAGAUGAGCUCGAAUUGCAAUCGAAUUGAUUUUUAAAUUGAUUUGUACUUGAAUUACCAUUCUAUUGUUAUCUUUGUUUAAGAAGAGGGAUCGAGAGCGUUCCAUUUGAAGUUGAUUUGAAUAUUAUGUCAUGUGUGUUGAGGUUGUGGUCAUUGUCCGUAUUAAUAAUCCUUGCUCAAACAUCAAUCUAGGAUCCGAACGAUUUUCAACGUUUAUGUUUCUAACGGUCAUGUAUUGUAAAGUAUGUAAUGGGCAACAUGCACAGCCAGUUAACAAAAUCUCGACGAUGACCACAUCGACAGAAGCCUGCGUGAGCUUCAUUUAUCUGUGAAUGCACUUAAGGCCUAUCAUGCAUUAUUUAUGUCCAUAGUACUUUCUACCUUGCUGAAACUGUUUUGGUACCUCAUCAAUUCAUAUCAUAGUCUUGUACAUCUGAGCAUAGUCAUAAUUAUCAUCUAACACUUCUAUCUUUGAUUUUUUUUUCUUUUCUGUACCUUUGUUUUUGUUACUGGAAACGCGCAUCGACCCAUCCCUUGUCUUUAUACAUUUGUCGUUCAGUUUGUCCCUUGUACUGUUGUAACCACUGACUGGUCAUAGACGUUUCUACAUAAAUUACGAAAAUAAGUGAGGCAAAUGUGAGAAUAAAAAUUACUUACUGCUCUGAACCAUA
This is a messenger RNA of Aedes aegypti (yellow fever mosquito), 5669 nucleotides long. It is a transcript of the gene Usp47, whose product is annotated as ubiquitin carboxyl-terminal hydrolase 64E. Gene Ontology annotation, molecular function: cysteine-type endopeptidase activity; cysteine-type deubiquitinase activity. The transcript has 15 exons. Gene Ontology annotation, cellular component: nucleus; cytosol. Lineage: Eukaryota; Metazoa; Arthropoda; Insecta; Diptera; Culicidae. Bases 556 to 4446 code for a protein of 1296 amino acids. Gene Ontology annotation, biological process: protein deubiquitination. The record is from RefSeq and is a predicted model, not a curated record.